Molecule: messenger RNA, 2565 nt
Organism: Fusarium sp. VM40
Lineage: Eukaryota; Fungi; Ascomycota; Sordariomycetes; Hypocreales; Nectriaceae
Source: the annotation of a GenBank genome assembly
AUGGAGACAACCCUUCCACUGCCGUUCCUAGUGAGCGUUGCCAGUCCCAACGAUCAAACUGCCAAUGAUGGUCUUGCACGCCAAGAGAUUGCACUGCUUGGAGCUCCCUUCUACGAGACAGCUUCCAAAGACUGGGGUCGUCCUAGUGCCGGUACCAAUGUUCACAUGGACGCCACAAGCCUGAACAAUCCUAAUGAGGUGAUUGCUCUGCUCGAUGGCGGGGUAAGAACGGUAUUCGUAACUUCAGAAACAUACUCGGAGUAUACCGAGUAUGGUACCAGAGUUAUCCCCAGCGUUUCUACUCUCGACCUCUCCCCCGCUACGGAGAAUGGCCUGUUGGUCAAGGACUUCGAUGUCUCAUCAAGCGACGUCAACAAGUUCGUUGAGGAUGCCCAGGCUAAGAAGCUCAAGAACCUUUACAUUAAGCCAGCCCCUAACACCGACAUCGAGAAGUUCGUCGAGGUAGCCAAGAAGGCCAACGCCAUCCCCAUUAUUCCCUCCACGAGCUUGACGACCGACAAGAACGAGUCGAGCCGGUUGUUGCUGUCCAAGAUCAUCGCAUCAUACUGGAAGUCCGAUCGAACUGACGGCCUUAUUCCUACUGUAGUCACUGAUGACGCUGGAAUUGCCCUGGGACUCGCUUAUACCAGUGAAGAGAGCAUUCUGGAGGCUCUACGAACACAAACCGGUGUUUACCAGAGCCGCAAGCGUGGUCUAUGGGUGAAGGGACUUACCUCUGGAGAUACCCAGGAGCUGCUGCGAAUUGGACUCGACUGCGACAAUGACACCCUCAAGUUUGUGGUUAAUCAGAAGGGUCGCUUCUGCCACCUCCAGCAGUUCGGCUGUUUUGGGGAUCUAAAUGGCAUCUCUGCACUAGAGCAAACGCUCAAGUCGAGAAAGGAGUCUGCCCCUGAGGGGUCUUACACUGCUCGCUUGUUUUCUGAUGAGAAACUCCUACGAGCCAAGAUUAUGGAGGAGGCAGAGGAGCUGUGCGAUGGAAAGACCAAAGAGAACAUCGCGUUCGAGGCUGCUGAUCUGAUCUACUUUGCUUUGACUAAGGCUGUUGGUGCGGGCGUUAGUCUCGCUGACAUCGAGGCAAACCUUGAUGCCAAGAGCCUUAGGGUCAAGAGGAGAACAGGUAAUGCCAAGGGUAAAUGGGCUGAGAAGGAGGGCAUCAAGACUGAGGAUGCCCCCUCAAAGCCGUCACAGCCGGCAGCGGAGAAGCCAGCCGAUGGACGUAUCUCCAUGGAGCGGGUUGACUCUACGAAGAUCUCCGAGGCUGGCCUCAUCGAGAAGCUCAAGAGGCCUUCACAGAAGUCCCCUGAGGCCAUCUUGAACAUCAUCAAGCCGAUUAUUGAGGAUGUGCGAACAGGUGGUGACAAAGCUGUUCUGUCUUACACCCACAAGUUCGAGAAGGCAACUUCUCUGACAUCCCCUGUGCUUAAGGCUCCUUUCCCUAAGGAGCUGAUGGACAUUUCUCCCGAGACCAUUGAGGCUAUCGAUAUCUCUUUCGAGAACAUCCGAAAAUUCCACUCUGCCCAACAGGAGGAGAAGUCUCUCCAGGUUGAGACUAUGCCUGGCAUUGUCUGUAGCCGCUUUUCAAGACCUAUCGAGAGAGUCGGUCUUUACAUCCCUGGUGGAACUGCCGUUCUCCCUAGCACUGCCCUGAUGCUUGGCGUACCAGCUAUGGUUGCUGGCUGCCAGAAGAUCGUCUUUGCUUCUCCUCCCCGAUCUGAUGGCUGCAUUACUCCCGAGAUUGUCUACGUCGCUCACAAGGUCGGUGCCGAGAGCAUUGUCUUGGCCGGAGGUGCACAAGCUGUCGCUGCCUUGGCGUACGGUACUGAAAGUGUGACCAAGGUUGACAAGAUCCUUGGACCUGGCAACCAAUUUGUUACUGCGGCCAAAAUGCACGUGAGCAACGACACCAACGCUGGUGUCGGUAUCGACAUGCCUGCCGGACCCUCAGAGGUUCUCGUUGUUGCAGACAAGGACGCCAACCCUGCUUUCGUUGCAUCUGAUUUGCUCUCCCAAGCUGAGCAUGGUAUUGAUAGUCAGGUUAUCUUGAUUGCUGUUGACCUCAGCGAACAGGAGCUCAAGGCCAUCGAAGAUGAAGUCCAUAACCAGGCCGUGGCACUUCCCCGUGUCAACAUCGUUCGAGGCUCUAUUGCUCACUCCGUUACUGUUCAGGUCAAGGACAUUACAGAGGCUAUGCGUAUCAGCAAUGAGUAUGCCCCUGAGCAUCUCAUCCUCCAGAUCAAGGACGCCGAGAAGGCUGUUGAUCAGGUGAUGAACGCCGGUAGUGUUUUCAUCGGCCACUGGACCCCUGAGAGUGUUGGUGACUACUCCGCCGGUGUUAACCACUCUUUGCCUACUUAUGGCUUUGCUAAGCAAUACUCUGGUGUCAACUUGGGCUCGUUCCAGAAGCACAUCACCAGCUCCAACCUUACCGCUGAAGGCCUCAAGAAUGUCGGAACUGCCGUCAUGCAACUAGCCAAGGUAGAGGAGCUCGAGGCUCACAGAAGGGCUGUGGAGAUUCGACUUAACUAUCUGAAGCAACAGCAAUAA